Molecule: messenger RNA, 3612 nt
Organism: Myripristis murdjan (pinecone soldierfish)
Lineage: Eukaryota; Metazoa; Chordata; Actinopteri; Holocentriformes; Holocentridae
Gene: rcbtb1
Product: regulator of chromosome condensation (RCC1) and BTB (POZ) domain containing protein 1
Exons: 14
Coding region: 91-1860 (589 amino acids)
Molecular function (GO): protein binding
Source: RefSeq, a predicted model, not a curated record
AAGAAGAAAAAGCGGACGAUUCAUUUAACGUUCGCCACCUCUGCUGUUUGCGACACCAGGCGAACGAUUUCAAUCUGUCGACUUGGUGGCAUGGAGCGAUCCAUUAGUGUCAGCAGGGACAACUCUGCUACUUCCUCCCCUGCUCCUCCCUCCUCCUCUCCUCCUUCUGCUCCUCCUCCUCCUCCCCCUCCUCCUUCUCCAACCCCCACCUCGACCCUUACUCCUCCUCCCCGACAAGGGAGGCCAAGGUCGGUGGGAGCCAUGGUGGAUGUCAGCAAGUGGCCCUUGUUUACCUUGCUGAGCCCUCAGGAAUUAGCCACUAUUCGACAGGCCUGCAUCUUUGGAACCUCUGCUAAUGAAGCCAUCUACAUUACACAUGAUGAUGAGGUGUUUGUGUUUGGCUUGAACUGCAGUAACUGCCUGGGCACAGGAGACAGCCUAAGCACCAUUGUGCCUAAGAAACUGAGCUGCCUGCAGGGGAAGAAGGUGUCUAGCCUGAGUUAUGGCAGCGGGCCGCACAUCCUGUUGGCCACUGACCAUGGAGAGCUGUUUGCUUGGGGGCACAAUGGCUAUAGCCAACUGGGGAAUGGGACUACCAACCAGGUGUUGUCCCCGGUGCUGGUAACCACUAAUCUCCAGAACAAGAAGGUGAAAGAGGUUGCCUGUGGCUCGCAUCACUCCAUGGCCCUCACUCAGGAUGGAGAGGUCUUUGCAUGGGGUUACAAUAACUGUGGCCAGGUGGGCUCUGGCUCCACAGCCAACCAGCCCAGCCCCAGAAGAGUGUCCAGCUGCUUGCAGGGCAAGACCGUGGUGGGCAUCGCAUGUGGGCAGACCUCCUCCAUGGCUGUGGUUGACAACGGAGAGGUGUAUGGCUGGGGCUACAAUGGUAAUGGCCAACUGGGUGUCGGUAACAAUGGAAAUCAACUGACCCCCUGCCGCCUUGCUGCGCUCCAAGGGCUGUGUAUUCAGCAGAUCGUAGCAGGUUAUGCCCACUGCCUGGCGUUAACAGAUGAAGGGCUGCUUUAUGCGUGGGGAGCCAAUACAUAUGGCCAGCUGGGAACGGGCAACAGGUGCAACCAGCUCAGCCCUGUACAGAUCAUGGCGGAGAAAGAGAGCAGGGUUGUGGAGGUUGCGGCUUGCCAUUCGACACAUACCUCAGCAGCCAAGACCCAAAGUGGACAGGUGUAUAUGUGGGGUCAGUGUCGGGGUCAGUCCAUCAUCAUGCCACACCUCACCCACUUCGCCACCACCGACGACGUCUUUGCCUGCUUUGCCACGCCCUCAGUCAUGUGGAGGCUGCUGUCUGCAGAGCACGAUGACUUCCUGACAGUCGCCCAAGCACUGAAGAAAGAAUUUGACAGUCCUGAGACAGCUGACCUCAAGUUCAGUGUUGAUGGCAAAUACAUCCAUGUCCACAAAGCUGUGUUGAAGAUCAGGUGUGAGCAUUUCCGCUCGAUGUUCCAGUCCCACUGGACGGAGGAUCUGCAGGAGGUGAUUGAGAUCGACCAGUUUUCUUAUCCUGUCUACCGAUCCUUCCUGCAGUUUCUCUACACAGACACUGUUGACCUGCCACCUGAGGACGCUAUCGGCCUGUUGGACCUGGCCACCUCCUACUGUGAGAACCGUCUGAAGCGUCUGUGUCAGCAGACCAUCAAGAGAGGCAUCACCGUGGAAAAUGCCUUCACCCUCCUGUCUGCUGCCGUGCGAUAUGAUGCAGAGGACCUGGAGGAGUUCUGUUUCAGGUUUUGCAUUAACCACCUGACCCAGGUGACUCAGACCAGAGCCUUCUAUCAGGUGGACGGAGAGAUGCUCAAAGAGUUUAUCAACCGAGCCAGCCGCUGUGGGGCCUUCAAGAACUGAACAGGACUCCGGGACGUUCAGCAUGUACUUAAAAGACGAAAUAUAUAUUCGAUCACAAAUUGACAGGUUUACAGCUGCUGGGUGGGUGACGGUGGUGCACUGAAGAAGUUAUGGAGGCUUCCAAAAUCUCCCCAGUCACAUUCCGGGUAAUCCAUCCCAUGAGGAGAACUUUCUUUAUGAAGAACUGCUUUUCUUUGCAGUCUGGAGCUGGCUGUAGACUUUGGGGGCAUGUUGUGCACAGAUACCAGGCAGAAGGAGUUUAUCUGUGUACUAGUUGCUGUGGAUCUUUCCCUCUAGCUGCUCUUGGUGCCUGGACAUCGUGUGGGUCCCCCUAGCAUUUCAGUUCACUGACCCAAAGAGGCUGGGCGGCUCUUUAUAAGGGUUAGCUGAUUUGUUGCUUGAAGGGAUUCAAACAGUGAAAAGGUCCCACAGGAGCUGCCGUUUCCCCCUUCCCAGCCCCCAACAAGAGAAGGCGCCAGCAGCACCCUCAGAUCUGAUAUCAGCACUUUCCUGCAGAGCCAGUCAGCAAAAGCUGCUGGUUGCACCGUCAACUGUGGCAUCUUCUCUGUCAACAUAACAAUAAGCUCGUGACUAUAUUUACUUGAAAAAGGCCUGUGGCAGUGUUUAAAUUAUUCUAAACCCCUCUUUAGCCUUGUAAGAAUUCUUUUACCUUCUUGAAAAAUCCCUGCAGGAGACCAAAGAAAAGAGAUCAAAGGAAAAGGCUGCAAUUUAAAAAAAACAAAACAAAACAAAAAAAAGCCCAGAUCUCUGUUCAUAGCAUUUCGAGAAAAAAGGUUUGACUGUUACACACAAAGUGGUCAGGACAAGUUACCCACUUUCCUGGCCCACAUAUAUAACAUUGGAAACUUCAGCUUCAUGUAUUCCUUCAAGUAUCUUCAAGUCAUCCUUUUUUCAUUUUCCCAUUGAAAAAAAUUUCUCACCUCAUCUACUCUGGAUGCACCAUUUCUUGCAGAGUAAGGGAAGCAUCAAGCACAAAGCUCAAUCUCGUUUUACUGUUGUUGCCCUGAUACACGUACAGUCGGUCCAGAUCAGACAGUCGAACACAAAAAGUCACUUGGUUGUAAUAUAUCUUACUAUAUUAAUUAACUGGAGCUCAAAACCAUUGUGGGCGUGCGCAAUAUUUGUUCUUUGUAUUAAGAAAAAAGGUUGGAUCUGCAUGUUGCUCUUUAAACGUCCUGUAGCAUGUUCAAAUCCCAAUGUAGCUCAGUUCUCUAUAUUCAGUAAAACUAUGAUAGGUAGAAGUCAUAAAAAGCAGAAGUAAAAAAAAUCUUAAAAUCAAAUAAAAUUCAUAAAAAUGGGUUGAGGCUUUGAAUUAAGGGAUAUUUUGACAGUCUUUCAAAACCACAGUGAGCAUUUGAAGCACUUUCUGUUAGUGGCGUUUUUCCUUUUAGUGCCAGUUUGAAAAUUGUAAUAUUUAUCUAAUACAGUGACUGGGAUGUUAGAGACAGAAACGAUGUCUUAGUGUGAGCACUUUAUAUUUUUUUUUUAUGACAGUAGGACCUUCAAGUUAGCGAUAUUUCCAGUCAUUCUGCUUACUUUAUCUGUGAUUGCCAACCCUUUUGGUGCCAAAGCAACCAAAAAGUGUAUGGAAGAGCAUUAGGGCCACAUAAAAAUUAAAAAGGAAAUAAAAACGUUCUGAGAUCAAUCAAAUUAAAUAAGUCAGAAUUGUAAGAAUGAAGUUAGAAUUCUUUCCAAAAAAAAAAAAAAAAAAGUCAGGAUUAUGACAUUAAA